Nematolebias whitei (Rio pearlfish) is the source of this 1642-nucleotide messenger RNA. RefSeq names its product aspartyl aminopeptidase (gene dnpep). Gene Ontology annotation, molecular function: aminopeptidase activity; zinc ion binding. The record is from RefSeq and is a predicted model, not a curated record. The coding region runs from base 132 to 1535 and encodes 467 amino acids. Gene Ontology annotation, biological process: proteolysis. The transcript is spliced from 15 exons. Lineage: Eukaryota; Metazoa; Chordata; Actinopteri; Cyprinodontiformes; Rivulidae.
UAGAAGAAGAAAAGCAGAAAUCUGUCUGCAGUCUGCUAGCUGUCACACGAAACCUGCUGUUUCCUUUAUCGGACGACAGCGCAGAGAAAGGUUUUGCUUCGCGUUAGCUUGACCUUUAAACGAGUUUAAUCAUGAAGAAAGAAGCAGUGCAGACGGCAGCCAAAGAGUUUGUGCAGUUCGUCAACAGAGGAGUGUCUCCAUAUCAUGUGGUUGAAGAAUGUCGGCGGCGUCUGUUGGAGGCUGGAUUCAACGAGCUGAAGGAAACAGAGCAGUGGGACAUUAAGCCAGCCAGCAAGUACUUUGUGACCAGGAACUUCUCCAGCAUCAUCGCCUUUGCAGUGGGCGGGCGUUACCUGCCAGGAAACGGUUUCUCUAUGAUCGGAGCGCACACCGACAGCCCCUGCCUUAAGGUGAAGCCGAGGUCAAAGAGGACGAAGCAGGGCUGUUUGCAGGUUGGGGUGGAGUGCUACGGCGGCGGCAUCUGGAACACCUGGUUUGACCGAGACCUGACCAUCGCCGGCCGGGUCAUCGUCAAGAGCGGCGAGAAGCUCGUCCAGCGGCUCGUCCACGUUCCCAGGCCUCUGCUCAGGAUCCCUCACCUCGCCAUCCACCUGCAGCGAGAUGUCAACGACUCCUUCGGUCCAAAUAAGGAGAACCAUCUAGUUCCAAUCAUUGCCACCGCCGCUCAGGAGGAGCUGGAGGCGGGCUCUUCUUCAUCUGGAGACGCUUCCUCCGCCUCCAACACGGCAGAGAAGCACCACCCGGCGCUGGUGAAGGUUCUGUGUUCAGAACUCAAAGUCGAGCCCGAAGUUCUGCUGGACUUUGAGCUGUGUUUGGCCGACACGCAGCCGGCGGCGUUGGGAGGUGUGUUCGAAGAGUUCAUCUAUUCUCCUCGCCUGGACAACCUGCACAGCUGCUACUGCGCCCUGAAGGGCCUGAUUGAUUCGUGUGGCGGAGAAUCUCUGACCAAAGAUCCAAACGUCCGCAUGGUCACGCUGUACGACAACGAGGAGGUAGGAUCUGAGAGCGCUCAAGGAGCUCAGUCCAACCUGACGGAGAUGAUCCUCAGCCGCCUCUCCGCCUGCUCCUCCAACCUGACGGCCUUCCAGCAGGCGGUGCCGCGGUCCUUCAUGAUCAGUGCCGACAUGGCGCACGCCGUGCACCCCAACUACCAGGAGAAACAUGAGGAAAACCACCGCCCAGCUUUCCAUAAGGGUCCAGUCAUCAAGUUCAGCAGCAACCAGCGCUACGCCACCACGGCCGUCACUGCCGCCGUGGUCAGAGAGGUGGCCAGCCGGGUCGACGUGCCUCUGCAGGAUGUGAUGGUUCGUAACGACAGCCCCUGUGGGACCACCAUCGGACCCAUCCUGGCGGCUCGGCUUGGCGUUCCCGUGGUGGACAUCGGCGCUCCGCAGCUGUCCAUGCACUCCAUCAGGGAGAUGUGCUGCACCUCCAGUGUGCUGCAGAGCACCACCCUCUUCAAGGGUUUCUUUGAGUUGUUUCCAGCCAUCAGGAGCUCGCUGGUGGUCGACUGAUUUUCAUCACUACUCUGGAAAACGGAUUUAUUUAUGUUUGAAGAGACUGAACCUUCUUGUUUUAUCUGUGAACAAAAUAAAACAAUCAAGAUUUUUUUCAUAUGAGA